Alosa alosa (allis shad) is the source of this 3340-nucleotide messenger RNA. It is a transcript of the gene pomt2, whose product is annotated as protein-O-mannosyltransferase 2. The transcript has 21 exons. The annotation marks the transcript as partial. The record is from RefSeq and is a predicted model, not a curated record. Gene Ontology annotation, biological process: protein O-linked glycosylation via mannose. Gene Ontology annotation, molecular function: dolichyl-phosphate-mannose-protein mannosyltransferase activity. Lineage: Eukaryota; Metazoa; Chordata; Actinopteri; Clupeiformes; Clupeidae. Gene Ontology annotation, cellular component: membrane; endoplasmic reticulum.
UGCCGAUGGAGAACAGAACAUGCGAAGCACAACGCAGCCAAAGGUCCAGGUACGUCAGGUGUUCGCAAACGCAAGGCAAGCAAAGGGGCUUUGGAGCAGAGCAGCGGCGACAGUAAUGGUACCGUGGAUGUGUCCGGACGUCAGUCCGCAAACGGGACCUCACAGCAAUGGCUCCAGAGAGGAACACACUGUCCAAACCGGCAAGGAGGAAGAAAUGUGUACACACUAAUUCUAGUGAUCAUACUGUCAUUUUCCACGAGACUUUAUAAAAUCCUGGAACCACCUCACAUAUGUUGGGAUGAAACGCACUUUGGAAAAAUGGGAAGCUAUUACAUUAACAGAACUUUCUUCUUUGAUGUUCACCCUCCUCUCGGCAAAAUGCUGAUAGGUUUAGCUGGCUACCUCACAGGCUAUGAUGGCACCUUCCCUUUCAUCAAACCAGGAGACAAAUAUGAGAAUCACAACUACUGGGGGAUGAGAGGAUUCUGCGCAGGCCUUGGGUCUUGUCUGCCUCCAUUUGCCUUUGUUGCGGUUCAGGAGCUUUCUGGCUCUCCAUCAGCUGCCUUCAUCUCAUCUGGACUUCUCAUCUUUGACACAGGCUUCGUCACCCUCUCUCAGUACAUCCUCCUGGACCCUGUCCUCAUGUUCUUCAUUAUGGCCUCGGUGCUUAGCAUGGUCAAGUUCCAUGCACACAAGCACAGGCCUUUCAGUGUUUCCUGGUGGUCUUGGCUGCUCCUGACUGGGGUGAACCUGUCGGGUGCUCUAGGAGUGAAGUUUGUGGGGCUUUUCGUCAUCCUUCUGGUUGGGAUUAAAACGGCCUUAGAUCUGUGGGACCUACUGGGAGACCUCACACUCUCUCUGGUGGAUUUUGGGAAGCACUUACUUGCCAGGGUUUUUGGCCUGAUCCUGCUGCCCCUGUUCCUAUAUAUCACCAUAUUUGCUGUCCAUUUCGUCAUCCUCAACAAGAGUGGUCCAGGAGACGGCUUCUUCAGCUCCUCCUUCCAGUCCAGACUUGUGGGAAACAACCUGCACAACGCCUCCAUGCCAGAGUACCUGGCGUUCGGUUCUACAGUGACCCUGAAGAACCUGCGCAUCGCUGGGGGGUACCUGCACUCCCACUGGCACCUCUACCCAGAGGGGGUCGGAGCACACCAGCAGCAGGUGACCACCUACCUCCACAAGGACUAUAACAACCUCUGGCUGGUGAAGAAACAGCACCACACUGACGAUCCUACGGGAGAAGCUCCUGACCUUGUCCGGCAUGGUGACGUCAUUCGACUGGAGCACAAAGAAACCACUAGGAACCUCCACAGCCACCUGCAUGAGGCUCCCCUGACGAAAAAGCACCUGCAGGUCACAGGAUAUGGCCUUAAUGGCACAGGAGACACUAAUGACCUGUGGGUGAUAGAGGUGUGUGGGGGACGGAAGGGAGAUCUGGUCAAAGUGCUUCGCAGCAAAGUCCGCAUCCUGCAUCAGUCCACAGGCUGUGUCCUAUACUCCUCUGGCAAAACACUGCCCAAAUGGGGCUGGGAGCAGGUAGAGGUCUCCUGUAGUCCGUACCACAAGGACACCCCCAACUCUCAGUGGAACAUCGAGGACCACAUCAACCCCAAAUUACCUAACAUCAGCUUUGCGGUGUUGAAGCCCUCCUUUCUGGAAAUCCUUCUGGAGUCACAUAUUGUCAUGAUCAGGGGGAACAGUGGCCUGAAGCCCAAAGACAACGAGAUAAACUCUAAACCCUGGCACUGGCCCAUCAAUUAUCAGGGCUUGAGGUUUUCAGGGGUGAACGAGUCUGACUAUCGUGUUUACCUGCUGGGGAACCCGGUGAUCUGGUGGCUCAACUUGCUCUGUUUGGGGCUGUACGUUGUCAUGGCGUUUGUUGCUGCGGCAUCCAUUCAAAGAGGAUUCAAUCUGGAUUCUAAAAGAAGAGGGCACUGUGGUGUGCUGAUGAGGGGUGGAGGCAUGCUGUUCCUGGGCUGGCUCCUUCACUACCUGCCCUUCUACACCAUGGGCCGCAUCCUCUACUACCACCACUACUUCCCCGCCAUGCUCUUCAGUAGCAUGCUAACAGGUAUUACAUUGGACACUUUGCUGCAGAAUACAGAUCUACUGUUCAAACCAGCACUUGCUCAGCAUCUACAGAGGGGUGGCCAGACUCUUCUCCUGGCUGCCAUUCUCUACAGUUUCUACCUGUUCCACCCUCUGUCCUACGGAAUGAGGGGCCCGCUGGCUCAUGACCCGUCCAGCCCCAUGGCCAAGCUCAGGUGGAUGGACUCCUGGGAGUUUUGACUCUGACACUCUGAAAGAGACUGAGCGCUUUUCCAACUGCACCAAGGACAGCCACACAUGCUAGGAACAGCCCUUAUAACUUGAUCAGAGAUGGUCACUCAUGAGGAACAGCUUUCAUAGCUGGACCAGAGAGAGAGACAGAUUCAUUUGUCAGAGACAGUAUUCACAACUGGACCAGAGAGACAGAUUCAUUUGUCAGAGACAGUAUUCACAACUGGACCAGAGAGACAGAUUCAUUUGUCAGAGACCGUAUUCACAACUGGGCCACAGAGAGAGAGAGACAGAUUCAUUUGUCAGAGACAGUAUUCACAACUGGACUGGAGAGAGAGGCAGAGUCAUUUGUCAGAGACAGUUUUCCCAACUGGACUGGAGAUACUUGUUAGAGAGGGCUGUUCUAAUUCGACCAGGGUUAAUCACUCUCCAGAUAGAGAGAGAGAGAAAGGGAGAGAUUGUUUUCUUAGCCACUUGGACCGGGAAUAGACACUCGCAGACAAGCAAUUAAGUCUCAUUUGCUGCUGAUCUGUUUUGCUGUAGAUGACAGAAUGUGUGAUAGUGUUCAAUUUUCAGAAUAGAUUGCAAACAAGCAGAGUAUUUUGUUUUUAUAAACAAUGGUGCAAAACAUAUCACGUUACAGUCAUACAUAUUUUUCUGUCACAAAUAUUUAUCAUGGAAAGUAAAGUAUUUUAUUGUAACUGACUAGGUAGUUGCACACUGAGACUUUGAUGUUGUUCAGUCACUAGGUCUUGUGGGAAAUGUUUUGUCCAGAUAUCAGUAUACCAGGUUCACACACUAAACUCAACUAAACUUAUUUUUAUUAGAACAGUGAAACCUGAAAACAUAGUUUACUUUUACAUACUAGAACUAAAAAAUGAACUGAAGUAUUUUUAUUGAUUUUUAUAGGUACUCUUACAACAGUAGCCAAUAACUGCUUCAGUAACCACAACUGCUUCAUGUUGUGAUCAAAGUACUGUAGUCACAAUAACACCAAGUGCCUUCCAUGUGGUACUGUAAACAUUGAAUGUGAAACAAUAAAUUAUAUGAUCUGUGAAAA